AUGGACCGAAAAAGUGCUACAUCAAUAUUAAAGCCCCGUCACGAUGCUUCUAGUCGUGUCAGCAAACCAGAGUCAGCCGCAGACAAACUUGCCUCCCUCAAGGCAAGGGUAGCUGCGGCCGUUGGCAGCAGCAAGACCCGUAAUCUUCAUCCGCCAGUUAAUCCAAUUUCGAUAACUGCGAAGGGUGGUCUAAAUGUGGAUCUACAUCCUGCUCUUCAAGAUUUAGGCCAGUAUAAACCCUCUAAAAUUGUUGCUCCAAAGUUUGCAACUAGUAUUGGGAAUUCGCGGCCUCCUUCAGAAAAGCUACCAUCAAAGGCGAAGAAGCAACUAAACUUAUCUGGCCCCUCUUCAGAAGAAGUUCGAAAUAAUCCUUACUUUGACGGAAGUCUUGGGGGUCAAACAGCAACACUAAAGAACCGAUUUUCAAAGCAGCUUAUCUUUAAUCAGAAAGGAAAAUAUAUUCAACAAGCUAAUGCGCUUCGGAGACAGGCUGCAUUGGAGGCGAUGAAAAAGCGGAUUGCGGAGUCAUCACGAAAAAUUGGUAUAGACGAAGAUUUGGAUACGGAAAAAAACUAUAUUGUUGAGCCACCGCUUGAUAUUGAAUGGUGGGAUGAGGGCUUAGUUGAAGGAAAGAACUAUGACCUCAUUGAUGAUCCCAAAUUCCUCAAGAUCGAUAGUCCAGACUCCAUAAUAACAGAGUAUAUUCAACAUCCCGUACUGCUAGAACCCCCACAAGAAAAAAAUACAGCUGCCCCUAAACCAAUGUUUCUAACAGCAAAAGAGCAAGCUAAGCUACGUCGCCAGAGAAGAAUGGCUGACUUGAAGGAGCAGCAGGCCAAAAUCCGAUUGGGUCUGGAGCCUGCUCCUCCUCCAAAAGUCAAGAAAAGUAAUCUCAUGCGUGUAUUGGGUGAAGAAGCAGUUAAAGACCCGACUGCAGUUGAAGCGCGUGUAAAUAGGGAAAUUGCGGCACGAUACCAAACUCAUGUUGAAAUGAACGAGCAACGCAAACUUUCUAAGGAACAACGUCACGAAAAGCUGGCCUUGAACCAAGAGAAAGAUGCAUCAAAGGGUAUCCAUCUCCUUGUAUUUAAAAUAAGCAACUUAUCUAAUGGAAGUCAUCGAUUUAAGAUUGCGAAGAACGCGGAACAGAACGCUCUCACCGGUAUUUGUAUCAUGCACCCUAGGUUUAAUCUUGUAAUUGUCGAAGGUGGGGAGCAUUCUAUUCGGCAAUACCGAAAACUUCUUAUGCAGCGAAUAGACUGGACUGAAAAUUCUCCCACCAGGAUUAAGGAAGGUACAAAGACCGAAGCUUUACAAGACUGGUUAAAAGCAGAGGACGAAAAGGGUGAUCUUAAAGACCUGUCCCAAAAUAAGUGUGUCCUCGUCUUUGAGGGUGAGACCAAGGCGCGAGCAUUCAGAAAAUGGGGAAUCAAAGUAUGUGAGUCAGAUAGUGCAGCUAGGGAUGCUUUGCAACGUGCAAAGAUGGAAAACUUUUGGGCCCUGGCAAAAAGUAUGGGUUGA
Molecule: messenger RNA, 1521 nt
Organism: Blumeria graminis f. sp. triticale
Lineage: Eukaryota; Fungi; Ascomycota; Leotiomycetes; Helotiales; Erysiphaceae
Source: the annotation of a GenBank genome assembly